Oncorhynchus gorbuscha (pink salmon) is the source of this 2676-nucleotide messenger RNA. It is a transcript of the gene foxe1, whose product is annotated as forkhead box E1. Gene Ontology annotation, biological process: cell differentiation; regulation of transcription by RNA polymerase II; anatomical structure morphogenesis. The record is from RefSeq and is a predicted model, not a curated record. Bases 908 to 2020 code for a protein of 370 amino acids. Lineage: Eukaryota; Metazoa; Chordata; Actinopteri; Salmoniformes; Salmonidae. Gene Ontology annotation, molecular function: RNA polymerase II cis-regulatory region sequence-specific DNA binding; DNA-binding transcription factor activity, RNA polymerase II-specific. The transcript has a single exon.
AACGCAGAAGAACAACAAUCCCUAGGUUAAAUCACCACUAAAGAGGCCUUUUAGUGUUCAACAUCAAAACAACAAGGCUCCAUUUUGGACCUUUUCAAAUCAACUUGAGGUGUAAAUUUAGAGCUGUAUUUGAAUGGUUGGAAGGAAAGACAGUUUGUUCAUUGGUCACAGGGUUUGAAAAGUACCUUAAUAGAACAUAUUGGACAGCUGUAGUGCGGUACUGAGAUCAUCAGAUUCAUUUAUUUACUGAAAUCUGGUUCAAUUGGAACUAAAAACAGAGAAUAUGCUUUUUAUAUGUUUUCGUAAUUUCAAUCGUUUACUGUCUUGUACAUGUUACUAAAAAGUCAGUGCUACUCUACAUCCAAUAUUUACAGCAAAAAUGACAAAAAAUCCUAAAUAUACACUUUAAAAAAACUGCCAGUGGCAUUACAUACAUUUUAAAACACAUGAACAAUAAACCCUUAUCCAUUUUACUGAGGUGAGUCAGUCCCUGGUUGGGGGUGUGGCUCAGGUGUGCUGCAGAGGUGGUAGUCGAGACCUCAGGUAACUCACUGACACUCUCACACACACAACUGGAAGAACGUGUUUACAGUCACUGUAUUCUCUCAUCUCUACCUGACGAGACUAUCCUGGAUAUAUAGAAAACUGGGAAUGCAAACCAUCUUUAUUUGUUUGAACUGCUGUUUUUUGGACUCGAGGACUGAGUUUUUGAGGACUAUGUGUUUUUGAAGAAGGAAUGUUGAAACUUCCCUUUCUAGUAAAUAUUUUAUUGCUCUUCUCUCCCUGCGUCUGCUACUGUUCCUGUCGAUGACAUACUGCACUUUUGGACAACCUUAGAACGAUCUAGACCAUUAACUUUGCAAGUUAGUCCGUUCUGUUUUUGGACAUUUACAAACUACACUCAACCAUGCCGGUGGUCAAAGUGGAGAAAGACAGUCCUUCUGAGAUCUCCCUGCCUGCUCCCACCCCUCCUCAUAUGACCACAACAGUAUCGGAUGAACCGUCGAGGGGCCGUCGCAGGAAGAGACCCCUCCAGCGAGGAAAGCCCCCCUACAGCUACAUCGCCCUCAUCUCCAUGGCGAUAGCCAACUCGCCCAACCAUAAGCUGACCCUGGGCGGCAUCUACAAGUUCAUCACGGAGCGGUUCCCCUUCUACCAAGACAACUCCAAGAAGUGGCAGAACUCCAUCCGCCACAACCUCACCCUCAACGACUGCUUCAUCAAGAUCCCUAGGGAGCCAGGGAGGCCCGGGAAGGGUAACUACUGGGCCCUGGACCCCAACGCAGAGGACAUGUUCGAUAGCGGCAGCUUCCUCCGGCGCAGGAAAAGGUUCAAGCGCUGUGACUUUACGACCUACACGUCAUAUGUACAUGAGUCCCCUGUCUUCACGCCUGUCCAGAUCGCUCGCUCGACCUACUCCAGCUCCGUCUACGGCUCCAAUAUGGCGGUGAGUCCCCCGUACGGCCAGCAUGGUCAGCUACCCUCUGCCUACUACCCAUCCUCCUCACCCCCCGGGUUUGGUCCUCACUGCCAGUCCCACAUGUUCAGCAUCAACACAAUCAUAGGGCACCCCUCCGGGGGUCAGGGGCCCGAGAUGAUGCAGCAGCCCAGCCGGGGCUUCAGUCCAGAGGGGGGCCCCGCUGGGGGACCCAGCCACUGUAACCUCGGAGCCCCAGCCUUCCAGGCCCAGUCAUGUGGAGGGGCCAUGCUGUCCCGCUCCUCGGCCCAUGUGGGGUUUCCCUACUCGGGCCCCAAUGGACACCACCACCACCCACACCACCACCCACCUCAGGGCUCCUACAGCCAGGGACACAGCCAGGGGUAUGGAGGUUCAGGGCGCCUCCACUCCCACUCCUCACCCCACAUGGCUGGAGAUGCUGUGGAGCAUUAUGGGAGAGUGUCCCCGGGUCAGUUGGGCUCGUUGGUCCAGUAUAAUGGUGCAGGUACCACCAGCACUGGAGCCUACCUAAGACACCCCACAUACUCGGGGAACAUGGAUAGGUUCGUGUCUGCCAUCUGAGGAACUGUCUUCAAAGAAUUAUGCAUUGGGUUGGUUUUUAGGACAGAACAGUUUCAGUGGACUUUUCCGUUUCAGUUGGCGGCUGUGAGAGACACUGGUGGGAUGAUAGUGGGAUGGCAUGACUCAAAAAGAAAAGACUAAAGGACAUAAGAUGAACAGGAUUCUUCCGUCAUGUUUUGGUGUGUUAUUUUGACUUGAAUCAAUGUGCAUGUUUUGAGAUAUAAAAUGUCAUUAAUUCAGUGGCUGUGACAAAUAUGAUAUGGACUGCAAUACAAUGUAAACACGCUCAAGUAUCAAGUGCAAUGCUCAGGACACUACAUUGUUAAAUAUACAUUGUUUAAAUCCAUAUCAUGAUGCACCAUAAUGUGUGUACAGUUGAGAUUUGAGUUUAAAGGUUGUGUCUGGACUUGUAUCACUUUGUAGCUUCAUCGAGUGUAUCUCAAAAGCAUGAAUGAGGUUUUGCAGUUUGUUUUCUUUACUGUGGUGAAAAUCUGUGGUUGUAAAAGCUCAAUUUUCAUGAGUUGAAUGUGUGCAGGGUCUUUUAUUAUGUAAAUGUCUAAAUAUAUUUGUAAUGGAAUUUAAACUGUGUAAAUUAUUGUUUCAUUUUGUGCAUUUGAUAAAGAUUUUUUGAAAAAAAUUCUUAAGUAUUUUGUGCC